AUGUCCAAACGACCCCUCGACCCCUCCUCCGACACUCCAAGCUCAAAACGUCUCGCACUGGACCCAACUGCUCCACCCCCCUGGUGCAAAUCAUCCCCAAUCUAUGACCGCGAAUCAAUCUUCACAGCCCGCUUUCUCCCCGCCUCACACCCCCUCUGCACCUCCCGCUCCCCAACCCAACUCGUCCAACUCAUCCGGGAACACAUCAGUGUUGAAGUGGCGGAUCAUCACAUCGCUGCAUGGCGCUUACCGCCUCAAUCGAAUGCUUUGACGCGCUCUUUGGGUGGGGUGAGGAAGGAUGGGGCGGUGGUUAUGGGACAUGAUGAUGAUGGGGAAAAAUAUGCGGGUGUGAAAUUGGGGAAAGUGUUGCUUGAAAUGGGCGUGCGCGGUGUCGUUGUUGUUAGUAGGAUUUAUGGUGGGAUCAUGUUGGGACCCGUUAGGUUCGAGCAUAUCGAAAACUGUGCCCGCGAAGCUAUACGCCUCUCACUGGCACCAAAGAUCCCUACGACGAUACCCACGGCCGCGGCGAUGGAAGAGGAUGAGGACGCACUACGAAAAGUCCUGGUAGGGAAAGAUCGCACCAUCGCAUUCCUCCGCACCACCAUCGCCGAAUUGCGAUCCCAAUCAUGUCCCUCUCCGCAGCCACCUUCUUCACAACAAGAUGGAGCGAGAUACGCAAAGUUACCAUUGGAUAGGUUGGAGAGGUUGGUUAAAGCGCGUGAUGCGGGAAUUGAGAGUUUGAGAAGGAUGAUUGCUGAGGAGGAGGAGAAGAGGAGGGUCGAGGAGGAGGCGUGGGUUGAGGUCGCAAAGGCUGCGAUAGCGGGUGGGAAGGGGGAGGGUGACGGUGAGCAAGGUGACGGUGAGCAGGGUGAUGGUGGAAGCAAGGACGAUGUCCGGGGGGAUAUUGCGAAGUCCGAGCCAGAACCGGAGCCAAUUCAGGAGCCGGAGGAGGUGGAGCUGGAGGGGCAGGGUGAGAGGGUUGGGGAAGACAAGGGAGGAGAACAAAUGGCUUCAAAUGAGGAGGAAUGA
Messenger RNA from Saitoella complicata NRRL Y-17804, 1029 nucleotides. RefSeq lists its product as uncharacterized. The transcript has a single exon. Gene Ontology annotation, biological process: regulation of translational initiation. NCBI's taxonomy places the organism in Eukaryota, Fungi, Ascomycota, Saitoellomycetes, Saitoellales, Saitoellaceae. Gene Ontology annotation, cellular component: cytoplasm. Bases 1 to 1029 code for a protein of 342 amino acids. The record is from RefSeq and is a predicted model, not a curated record.